CUUAUUUAACCUGAACUGAACCAGGCACAGGCACGCGCUGACCUCAGAAAGGCUCUGAUCUUUGCGCACCUGGCCAACAGAGAAUAUGGAUCUCUGUUGAGAUCCGUCAUUGGUAUCACGUUCCUAGGAACUCCUCACAGAGGAAGUGAAGUUGCGAACCUGGGUAAGACCAUAGGGACAAUCGUCAACCUCUUUUCCAGGAUGGUCUUGGCGGGAACACAACCUGGAAUCAUCAGAACUGAUUUACUGAGUCAUCUGAACUACGACUCCGAUAUUCUACGUAAGAUCACGGAUGAGGCUCGUGCUCGAUUAGAGAAUAUGACGGUUGUUUCUUUCUAUGAGACUGAGCCAACCCCUCCUCUUUCUGGCUUGAUCGUAGAUCGGACAUCUGCAAUCAUGAACAUUGACCAUGAAGAUGUUAUACCCCUCUGGGAGAACCACCGAGACAUGUGUAGAUUUUCUGGCGAAACUGAAUCCUGCAAGCAAGUAUGCCGGGCUCUUCGAAGGAUUACCUAUCAGCCACAAAACGUGAAGCGCAAGCCUGUUCGCACAAGCACCCAUUCCUCUGAAAUGAAGCUUAGUGACAUUGAAAAGCUGUGCAUGGCGCAUUUUAACAUGGUCAAUUUGACCGAUUACAAACGAAGAUUGCCAAAGCCUAUUGAGGGAACUUGUCAAUGGAUUCGGGCUCAUCCCCUAUUCGUCUCUUGGUUUGAGGAGGCCAAAAGUACUCUCCUCUGGCUGACAGGUUACCCAGGCUGUGGCAAGACAAUGCUUUCCUAUUCUAUGGAAAGACAGCUUGAAGAAACAUCCCAGAACAUUCUUAUUUACUUCUGCGACAAUAAAAUUAGCAUGCAGAAGGAUGCAAAAGCCAUUCUUAUUGGCCUCAUUGCCCAACUUGUUCAUCGCCAUCGUGCGAUGGUUCGAUACAUAGGGAGAGUGUUUGAGGUACAAGGCAUGAGUAUGCUUUCCUCAUUCUCGGCACUUUGGAGUGUCUUUGAGAGGAUCAUUAAAGAUUUAAAGUCGAGUACUCUUUACGUCAUUAUAGACGCCCUAGAUGAAUGCGAGGGCUCUUCUUGCUACGACUUGCUUAACUCAAUUCACGAACUGAUUAGCGCCUCUAGCUCAUCAGCGGGGAGUGGCAGGCACGUGAAGUUUCUAUUGACAAGUCGCCCGACGCUGGGACAGGAAAAAGUCGCCAUUCCACUCCACGGGCAUCAACUUGCUAUCGACGAAGGCCAGCCCGGCCAUGGAGAAGAUCUCCGAGUCUUCAUCCAGGUGAAAGUAAAUGAAAUUACAUCUAGACGUGGCUGCUCCGAAGAGACAAAGGAUUUUCUACUACAGGCUUUAUUGUCCAGGGCUGAGCAGACCUUCUUGUGGGUUCAUAUGGUCCUUGCAUCUUUGGAACGAAGCUCCCUCGCAUCGAUCAAUGAUUUUCAGGAUAUCAUCGCCAAGCUACCUCGUGAUCUUGAAGCAACAUACUUAAAUUUUCUGUCCGCUCUACCUUCCCAUCAUCAAGACUCGGCAUGGCAGCUGCUGAGGCUACUGCUGGCGAGUUCUAGAACUCUCCUUCUGGACGAAGUCAAUAUAGCUUUCACCAUCCAACCCUUCCACGAGUCUUCCGGAGACGUCCUUCGAGACUGCCAGCCCGCAAUCCAUCAGACUGUUCUAGGCGUCUUGGGCCCCCUGAUUUUCUUCUGGUCCAAGACAGUGACGAACCCGCUAGUCAUAUAUAUGACGCUUAUCCGGGAAUGCCUCCUAUAACUGUUGAAAGCUCAGCAUUAAGCAUGGCUUCUGCUUGUAUUAAUUACCUCCUCUUGGGAGAUUUUUCAGAGAAUCUCUACUCCCCGCAACAUUCACCAGUUGAAUCUAGCUCCCUUUCUUCCAGAUCAUCCCAUGACCUACCUGUAGCCGAAUCCUUUGGAGAUCUAUGGGACGAGAGUGGG
Messenger RNA from Xylaria bambusicola, 1943 nucleotides. RefSeq lists its product as uncharacterized. The record is from RefSeq and is a predicted model, not a curated record. The transcript has 4 exons. NCBI's taxonomy places the organism in Eukaryota, Fungi, Ascomycota, Sordariomycetes, Xylariales, Xylariaceae. Bases 202 to 1761 code for a protein of 519 amino acids.